AUGACACAUAUGGGUCAGUUGCUCAUAGGUGGACCAAAUACGCACAUAACUAAUGGUAUAGGCGAUGGCAAUGGACACGCUAAUGCGGUUUCUCGCGAUCGAGUUGACACGCACGGGAUUGCCGUAUCUGGAAUAGCUCCGGUAAGUGGCGCCGAUAAUACAGCUGAGAGUAGAAUUGGUUUAGGUGGGGGGCGCACCCAGCAGGACGAGUUGGCAAUGAGCUUGAACUUAGCGCUUGCACCGGAGCAAUUAUCGAAAUCUCCCACGAACACGGUUACUCAUCAAAACGCGAAUACAGUUUCAGCAGUUAACACAGCUGCGAACUUCAACAAUACAUCAGCGAUACCUUCACCCGUUAUAAAUCGAAGCUCCAAUUCUAUUGACGGAAGUAAUCGCAGCAAUAACAAAUCCACAGGACUCUCUGGGCUGCGAACUUCUAUACACUCGAUGGCCUCAAGUGCCUCGUCGCCCGUGGUCAGUAAUGAUGUAGGGAGUAAUACAAUGAGAAUGUUUCAGAGAAUGGAUGAAAUGAGUGCUAGGUUAAUAGCGAUGGAGGAGAUGUUUCACAAGUUAUGCAAGACCAUUGAUCAACAAAGUGUUACAAUUGAAGAGUUGAAAGGAUUAAAUUCUCAGCUUGCAAAUGAUUUAUCGCAUAAAAUUGAUCAUUUAUCUCAAGCAAAAGAACAAUCAAAAGACGCUGCGGAUCAGGAUUCUUUCGUUACGGACCUACUGAAUUCAAUUACAAAUGUUAGUAGUACUUACCUUAGAAAGAUAAGGUCACGCACUGACGUGAAUAAAAAAACUUCAUCAGCAGAAGCAAUGAAUGAAUCAAACCAGCAUUUUUUACCUGAGUAUCAUCAUGGUCAGCAUUACACCGGAAAUAACUCAAACACCGACUCAAAGUCAAACAGUUUACAUGCUUUUGAAGGUAAAAGACCGUCUAAUGCAACAUUUACCUUGAACCCAGACGGAAUUAAACGAAGGAAAAAACACGAAUUUAUGGCUGUUGAUGGUAACAGCAAUCAAGCUGAAAAUCAUAAUACCAAUGGUCAUUCUACGCAUGCCUUGAAUAGCUCUCAAAAUUCUGGAUUCAAUUCUAAUAUUCCUAGUGGAGCACAAUCAUACACAGAUUUGAAUUCUAUAAAUGCAUUUGGCACAAUGAGUUUGCCUAACUUAACUUUAGAGAACACAGGUAUCACGCCACUGUUGAAGUAUGGUGUAAAUGGAAUGCACUUCCCCAAAGUUAAUGAAAACUCAAAUUCGGUUAAUAACCAUACAAGCAGUCAUGAAAUUACUGAUAACAAUAUUCCACAACAACAAAACCGUCUGCAACAGAUGGAUGGGGUGCAUAACAAAGAACAGCAGCACCCACAAUUAGAUAAGUUACCAAAACCCGUAAACUUCAGUGUGGGACUGGAUCCCGUCAGGACUGGCACAGAAGCUUCAAUCAACCAUGCUGGUAUCGGCAAUGACGUCGUGCUCGAUGAAGACGAUGAUGAGGCCGGUUAUCAAGAAGACGAUGACGACGACAAUGAAGAAGAAGACGAUGGCGAAGACGACGAUGAUGACGACGAGAACGAAGAAGAUGAAGAUGACGAAGAUGGCGAUCAGGAUACCCCACACGAAAAAAAGUCCCAAAACAAAACACCGAAGAAGCGAAAACACAAUAGAGAUUUCGGAAAAAGCUCUCACAUCGACCACCGACUAGCUAUCACCGAUGACAAGAAUAUCAAAGCUGCAACACCGAAAAAUGGAAAAGCCAUCCUUUUAAAACUUGACACCGAAACUGAAGGUCGCAGCAGCGUCAUAAACAAGCAUCGUGAUAUAAACUACACCCUACUGAAGGCCCCCAGCAACGUCAGGACCAUCUGGGAGGAGUAUUCUGUGGGGAUCGAUGGUAAUCCAUCUAUAAAAGGGCUGGAGGAAAAGUACGGGAACAAAUGGCGGUUGAAUCGCAACAGGAAAACUUUCGCUCGAAGAAAAAGACUUUACAAAUUCAUACUGAACGGUACCAGUAAGGGCAAGAGCGCAGACGAAAUGAUCGACAUACUGGAAGAGAGACGUUUUUACAAAGACGACAAUGGGGAAGUCAAACGCCGAACCAUUGGGUGGCUGCAACAAAGCUUAACAGGUAUAUAG
This is a messenger RNA of Zygotorulaspora mrakii, 2139 nucleotides long. RefSeq names its product Hot1p (gene HOT1). Gene Ontology annotation, molecular function: DNA-binding transcription factor activity, RNA polymerase II-specific; RNA polymerase II cis-regulatory region sequence-specific DNA binding. The transcript has a single exon. The coding region runs from base 1 to 2139 and encodes 712 amino acids. The record is from RefSeq and is a predicted model, not a curated record. Lineage: Eukaryota; Fungi; Ascomycota; Saccharomycetes; Saccharomycetales; Saccharomycetaceae. Gene Ontology annotation, biological process: positive regulation of ribosomal protein gene transcription by RNA polymerase II.